Molecule: messenger RNA, 1459 nt
Organism: Lactuca sativa (garden lettuce)
Lineage: Eukaryota; Viridiplantae; Streptophyta; Magnoliopsida; Asterales; Asteraceae
Molecular function (GO): DNA binding; DNA-binding transcription factor activity
Source: RefSeq, a predicted model, not a curated record
AUUAAGUCCAUUCCACACACAUAGUACACAUGGUCCCAUAUAUGGUGAUGGCCCAUGCAUUUAUUGUAUGUAUGUAUGUUUAUGUAUGUAUGUACAUGCAAUUAGAACAGAAUAUUUCAUUUAUUUAUUGAAGCAUACAUAUAGACAAGUCCAUGCUUCGACUUUCUUCAAAGGGUCUUAGUCAUGCCCAUCUACCUCCCAGAUUCAAAGCUAAAUUUAUCACAUCAAGACUUGCUAUAAUUUGAAAAGGCAGACUGUGUUCUCAUGACAAUAUUUCUUUAAAGAUUGAUGAAUUCAACAACUGAUGUCAGUUAGUUUCUGGUGUUCAAAAAGCUUGGAAAGAUUAAUCAGGAAAGAUGAUGGAAGAUGGUGAUUGCGAUUGUUCAGAUAUGAACGAUCACUUUUGUUGCAGGAAACUCGAGGAUGAUGAUGAUGAUGAAGGGAACAAGGCAAAGUCAAGUGAGAGCUCAGGGAAUAACAGUGUGGUGGAUCAAGUAGAGGGUGAGAAGAUGGAUGCAUCUACUCGAGUAAGGCAAUAUGUUAGAUCCAAGAUGCCUCGAUUGAGAUGGACUCCAGAACUUCAUCUCAUAUUCGUGCGAGCUGUGGAGCGACUCGGUGGUCAAGAAAGAGCAACUCCUAAACUGGUGUUACAGCUAAUGAACAUGAAGGGUUUGAGCAUUGCUCAUGUGAAAAGCCAUCUACAGAUGUAUCGGAGCAAGAAGAUCGAUGAUCAGGGCCAAGUAAUAAACGAGGGAGAUCACUACUACACUGGGAGAAACAGUCAUCAUGUUCAAAGUUUAUGGCAGCUUCCCAUGUUUCGUCCAAGAUUAGUUAGGCCUAAUCCAAUUCCAAGCAGUUAUGGGGCAAGCAUGGCAGAUCGUGGCUUAGUCAACGGCCAUGGAAGUUACUGUACUAACAAGAUUUUGAACUCAUCCAUGGUGGAACAAGAUUACAAGAUUGCCCACCAUGAGAUGCAACAAUGGGUAAUGAAACAAGCUUUAUGCAACAUGACUAGGUCAACUCUAGUAGAUCACCAACUCGUCAAAAGUCAAAGAUUUGACAACCCAAUUGAAACAAAGAAGAGAAAAGCAGUAGACAAUGGUCUUGAUUUGAAUCUAUCAUUAAGUAUGAAGCUAAGAUCACGAGAAGAAGAAGAAGAUUAUGCAGAUGAAGAAGUAGAUAGCUCUUUAUGUCUCUCGUUAAUUCCUUCUUCUCCGAAGAAGGAAAAGCUGUUUAGAGAUCCACAUGGGUCAUCGAGGUUUAGCAAAUGUGCAAAGAGUCCAAGAUUAAUGGCGAGUACUCUAGAUCUGACUAUAUGAAUUCGAGAAUUCUAGUGAGAUCUUGCUGGUACUCGCUUAUUUUUAGGGUUUGUAAGGUUUUAUUUGACGGAUAUUAAUUAUUAAUGUUCUUCACAAGCACUUAAUUAUUAGUAUAUUAGUUCGUAAUUGACUUUCAUGAA